AGAGAGAGAGAGAGAGAGAGAGAGAGAGAUGGAUGGGUAAGAACUGAGAAGCUCAGCUUAGUUAUAGUUAUCCUCUUCCUCCCCUUAUCUCUCCCUCUUGUUGUCCCUUCUUUUCUUUUACUUUGAUUCCGAUUUCAUUUCUCUUCGUUUGAUUCCAUUUUCAUCCUCACAAGAAAUACAAAAUGAGUUGGUGGUGGGCAGGAGCAAUCGGCGCUGCUAAGAAGAAGUUGGAUGGAGAUGAAGGUCCUCCAAAGGAAAGGCACGAGAGCGUGGGUCUGAUCAUCGGCGUCACCGGAAUCGUGGGCAACAGUUUGGCCGAGAUUCUCCCUCUUCCCGACACUCCUGGCGGUCCCUGGAAGGUUUAUGGCGUCGCUCGUCGCCCUCGUCCCUCCUGGAACGCCGACCACCCAAUCGAGUACAUCCAAUGCGACAUCUCCGACGCCCAAGAUACCCUCACCAAGCUUUCCCCUCUCACAGACGUUACCCACAUCUUCUACGUUUCCUGGGCCGAUCGGGGAAGCGAAUCCGCCAAUUGCGAGAUCAACGGUGCCAUGUUCCAUAACGUCCUCCGAGCUGUGAUCCCCAACGCCCCCAAUCUCCAACACAUAUGCCUCCAGACGGGUACCAAGCACUACGUGGGAUCGUUCGAGGAUUUGAUUGCAGGCACCGCCCGUCCUCACGAUCCUCCCUUCGACGACGAUCUACCUCGCCUCCCUACCCCCAAUUUCUACUACACUUUGGAGGAUAUUCUCUUCGAGGAGGUCGAGAAGAAGGACAACUUGACAUGGUCUGUCCUUCGCCCCGGUUGCAUCUUCGGCUUCUCACCCUUCAGCUUGAUGAACAUGAUCGGAACCCUCUGCGUUUACGCCGCCAUCUGUAAACACGAGGGUUUACCUCUCAGAUUCCCGGGGACUCGAGCCGCUUGGAACAUUUACUCAGAGGCUUCCGAUGCCGAUCUGAUCGCGGAGCAUCACAUUUGGGCGUCCGUCGAUCCUUAUGCGAAGAACGAAGCUUUCAAUUGCCUCAACGGGGAUGUGUUCAAAUGGAAGCAUCUCUGGAAAGUUCUGGCAGAGCAAUUCGAGAUGGAUUGCCCUGAAUUCGAAGAGGGGGUUCCUUCCUUUGCGGAGUUGAUGAAGGACAAGGGACCCGUGUGGGACGAAAUCGUGAAGGAGAACAAUCUAUUGCCCACUAAACUGGAAGAUGUCGGGAUAUGGUGGUUCGCGGAUUUUACUCUUGGGGCACCAGAAUCGUUUUUGAGUUCCAUGAACAAGAGCAAAGAGCAUGGCUUCGUGGGUUUCAGAAACACUACCAAAUCUUUUGUUUCGUGGAUAGACAAGAUGAAGGCGUUCAAGCUCGUUCCUUAAGGCUUGAUCCUUAGCCUGAGUUUGAUCGAUCUUUCAAAAUUUUUUUUUUUUUUUUGUUAGCUUCAGUUUGAUUCAAGUUUCAACAGUGUCAAUUAGUGAAGGAAUGGAGAUUGGGGGGAAAGCAAUAAGAACAAAGAAGACACAAGAACUGGUGGGUGAGCUUUCUUUCUUGUUAUUGUUAUUAUCAGUCAUAGUUUGUUGUUGCUGCUGAGGUUCCUAUUUGAGUUUAUGGAGGAACGAAUGUUAUAUACAAAUCAAUGUGAAAUUCAGGAAUAAGUUAAAUACCUGCUAAAUUCAGGAAUAAAUACCUGUUAAAUGA
Messenger RNA from Macadamia integrifolia, 1683 nucleotides. RefSeq names its product (S)-8-oxocitronellyl enol synthase ISY1. The transcript has 2 exons. The coding region runs from base 183 to 1364 and encodes 393 amino acids. The record is from RefSeq and is a predicted model, not a curated record. Lineage: Eukaryota; Viridiplantae; Streptophyta; Magnoliopsida; Proteales; Proteaceae.